Molecule: messenger RNA, 534 nt
Organism: Cooperia oncophora
Lineage: Eukaryota; Metazoa; Nematoda; Chromadorea; Rhabditida; Trichostrongylidae
Source: the annotation of a GenBank genome assembly
AUGAAUCAAAGGUGUGUAGAUAAUACGCUCGACGGAACGGCAUCGCACACUGUGGAGUGCGCUUCAUGCGAAGAGAUACAUCAAACCCAGAUUCGCAUGGUUCGAGAUCGAGAGACAGAUAAAUUCAAAGGAUUUGCCUAUGUGGAGUUCAACAGUGCCGAAGAUCUGGAGAAAGUUUUGGAAUGGAAUGGCGUGGAAUACGGUGGUCGUCCGCUCAAGAUCGAUAUUGCGUCGCAGCGAACAGGAGGUGAUCGAGGCGGUCGUGGAAGAGGAGGUGGUCGUGGAGGAUGGACUCAGACUGAUCAUCGCGUUGAACACGGUCAUGGCAGCAGUGCACAUGGUGGACGUGGGGGUCGAUCUCGUCAGGGACAUUCAGAACGCUCUCAUGAUGGUGAGAGUGAAUUUGUGGAACAUCCGGAACGCCCGCGUUUGGUCCUGAAACCACGCACAACUGAUCCUGCCGAGCUGGAGGCAAAGCUAAAGCGAGAGGCUGAAGAGGAAGCUGCACGCCGUGCAAAGCUGUUCCAAGCAUGA